Messenger RNA from Suillus plorans, 468 nucleotides. RefSeq lists its product as uncharacterized. The record is from RefSeq and is a predicted model, not a curated record. Lineage: Eukaryota; Fungi; Basidiomycota; Agaricomycetes; Boletales; Suillaceae. The annotation marks the transcript as partial. The transcript is spliced from 3 exons.
GACAUGUUCUGCGAUCUCAAGCAGAUGAUCCAGGUAUGUCUACUUUUAGAGCAGGAAGAAGCCGCCGAGGAUGGAGAUGAAACGGAAGAAGAGCAAAUCAAGGCUGCUCGGAAGAAGAUUCUGGAUGACUGUGAUGAACUUACGCGUGCGCGGUACAAGCGGACGUUCGAAUACGUCAUGGGACACGCUCCUUAUCUCGAGACUCUGAUUGGCCGGAGGAAAAAACGCGAGGAGCUCACGCAACUCAUCGGCGAGAUGCAAAAUAUGAUAAAUCAUACGCGCUCUGAGGAUGCAAGUCGCCUCAGGUCACGCAUGGGCUCAUACGCAGCCCCAAACCCCGACAAAGACGUUGUCCGCCCUCCAAUCACUGACAACAGCAAGAGUCGUGCCCAAAUGGGAUUCAACCACGUCCAGCUGGGCAAAAUGCUUUGUCCGGCUAAAUAUCUGACCGACUACAUCAAGGAUCCG